Solenopsis invicta (red fire ant) is the source of this 621-nucleotide messenger RNA. RefSeq lists its product as uncharacterized. Lineage: Eukaryota; Metazoa; Arthropoda; Insecta; Hymenoptera; Formicidae. The record is from RefSeq and is a predicted model, not a curated record.
AUGAACACUUUGUGUUCGAUUACCGUACCUAGCGUCCUGUCGAUGUAUGGCAUAGUGCGGGGAUAUUUAGCCAUCAGCAGUUCGCUUUACUUCGAUUUAUGGAGCGAGGUCAUUCUGCAGCCUCUAUUGCUCGUCGCUUUUUGGAAUUUAGCAGGUGCUCGAUCAGUGGCCAUCACAGAGUUGGCGUCGAUACCUCGACUGGUUGACCUCAUCGGCGUGGCUCUUCUAGGAUUAAUAGCUUCUUGAUAACUGGCGACCGGCGGAGUAGGCGGAUAUUUAACCGGUUUAAGCGCCGGUGCGGUAAUAGGCAUAAUAGGAGCAAGUUUCGUAAUCGUUGAAAGCGAAACCGUAUUGCGGAGGCAUUUUAAGGUGCGACUGCCUUUGGCGCUGAUGCUGAAAAGUAUCGCUACGUGCGCGUCCGUCGACUUUACCCUUGUGCCAGCACUCACGCGCUUUCUCCUCGCGGACACCGGCUUGAAGGACGGGCUUCUGCUGAUGACGAUCGCCUUUGUCCUUACUGCGUUGGGCACUCUGGCCCUACGAUUCUCAACUCCGCAGCGAGCAUCCCCUUACAGGUGACUGCAGAGGACAUUCUCGUUUCACUUCUUCAAUACCCAUUUC